AAAGUUGGCAACUCCAGUUCACUCAGUUGUUUUUAUGUGUUUGUUUGUGUGUGUGUGUGUGUAUUAUUGAAAUUUGCUGUCCUAAUCACCCGUUAUAGCAUAAUAUAACUCAUGAUUCAAUAACUAAUGUAUCUCAUUAUUGGAUAAAUCAUUCAAACCAAGGUGCCCUCUUAGUUAAAUAACUCAUAUCCUCAUAACUUAAACACUAUUGUAAAUCACAACUGCCUAACUCACUGUCAAUCACUCAUAACUAAAUGAUAGUAAUCGUGAAUGACUAACUAAUGGAGCUCACAACAGAACGACUACUGCAUUAAAUAAACGAACGUCACUCAUAACCGACCAACUACCGUGAAUAGCUCAUAACUAAGUAACUAUUGUGAGGAACUCGUGGCUCCAUCCUGACAACCAUUCAACAUGGUAAAGUGCAAGUGUAAUCUAGUGCCAAUAAGAAGAGGAAAGACAGUGUUAUUGUUCAUUUCGUGGUUUGUGUAUCACCGUGGCCUUGUGAUAAGAUUAAUGUGUAUGGCUAUUACAAUAGUACUUGUGGUUUUGUUUUAAACAUGCAAAGUCUUGUCUGAAAACAUCUAUUUAUUAUUUGAGUCAUGCAUUGCAUAGAUUUAUUGCUUACGUGAUUUCCCAUACUUGUUUUAAUGAUAUAUACCAGGAAGGAAGAAAGUUAUUCACAAAAUUAUUUGUUUGCAAUAGAAAAUGUGCAAAUCCUCGGAUGCUGUUUAUUAUUAAGCAAAUUCAAUGCUCUAUUUAGAUAUGCAUUUGUGUAUGUGUGUUCAUAUAUAUGUUUUGUAUUAUAUCCAUAUACAAUCGUAUGAAUUGAGGUGGCUUCUUAGUUUGAUAAUAACGUCAAAUUUAUAUACGAUUAAUAAGAAGCAGAAGAAGAAGAAGGAGAAGAAGAAGAAGAAGAAGAAGACGGCGACGACGAAGAUAUCCCUACUGUGUGUGCGUGUGUGUGUGUAAUGUUGAGUAUAAUUGAUUCUCCCCGUCAGUGAUAAAAGUAUUUCAGUCUUUAUCAAACCACAAACAUCACACUGAAAGAAUGUCCACGUUGUAUCCAACAGACGAAAUACUCUUGCGUGAGUUUGUGUGUCAUGCGGCAUUUGAUCACGGUGAUAAUCUCUGAUAAAACAUUGCAUAAGACUUCGGAUUUCUUUGUCUAGGUAUUAUCUGUUUGUAUAUUAGAGGACCUUAAAAUGAAUAGCAUUAGUGCGUUGUAUAUAUCUACUUGAAAUCAGGAAGUGACAUACAGCUCAGUGACCAGAGGAAGAGGAAACCCACAAGGCAGGGUUCUCGAUGAUUGGCAUGAAGAACGAAGAACAGUGUUCACGAGACAGGGUGGAGGAAUCCUCCCCUCGCGAGCAGCGCUGCUUCCUCUCCCCGCUGGACCUGCUCUUCGAGGCCGUGCGACGCCUGACCUUCGCCAGAUGGGACGAGAGCCAGCUGUCGUCGACCCAGCUGGCGCAGUCGGGCUUUUUCUUCACGGGCGUCAAGGACCACGUGCAGUGCAUCUUCUGCCUGGGGGUUCUGGGAUGCUGGAGCCCCGGGGAGCAGCCAGACGAGGAGCACCGGAAGCAGUUUCCCGAGUGUCCUCUGGUGACCGGGGCGCCGACGGGGAACAUUCCUGUCGACGCUUCUUCGAGAGAGGGGACGGAAGGGCGCCUGUAUCAGUUGCUGCGCGAGUAUUACCUGCUCCGGCUGAGCAACAUGCAGUUUUCAGAAGGGAUUUCCCCGGGAGCAGGAAGCGCGUGGCCCCUGACGGACGCCUACCCCCAGUUCCAGACGCCGGCCUCCCGCCUCGCCACCUUCGCCGGGAGGCCCGCCGACGUAGGCCCAAGCCCGCGGGACCUCGCCGCCGCCGGGUUCUUCCACACAGGCAAAGCAGACUGGCUUCAGUGCUUCUGCUGCGGCGGCGGGAUCUUCGGGUGGCAGGAGGGGGAGCAACCACUCGAGGUUCACUUGCGAUAUUAUCCGCUGUGUCCUUUCGCGAGGGUAGCGGCGGCGCCCGACCCCUCGCGCCCGGAGCCGUCGUUUCCCCCGGGCGUCGCGGGGGGAUACAAGGGCGCCUUGGCCAUCCAGACGGAGGACGUGGAGCUUCUGGGACAGCAUCCGUUGGCCAAGCGCCUCGUCGAAAUGGGUGUCCCACAAACGGUCGUUAAGUCAGCCUUCAAACAACGACUGGAGACCUAUGGUGCCCUCUGUCGAACGAUAUUAGAAGCAGUCGAAUGGACCGUCGAGUACAAGAAACCAGGGAAACACAGCCCGCAAUUAGUAGCACCUUCUACCAACAGGUUUUCCCAUUCCCAUUCGCUUCAGACUGAAUCUCCGCACCAACAAAAUUUAAACCCUUCCUCAACAUAUGACGAAAAAGCAGAAAAGUUAAGAAGAGAAGUGGAGGACCUAAAGCAGCAGAUCCAAGCCCAAGAGGACCGCCUGCUUUGCCGCGUGUGCAAGCAAGACCGCGUGGCCAUCGUCCUGCAACCUUGCUCGCACAUGCACCUGUGCGUUUCCUGCGCGAGAUCCCGAGACACAUGUCCGAGCUGCGAGAUUGUUAUCCGAGGAACGCUCCGGCCGCGGAUCCUGGUUUGAUGCGCUUUUUUUUUUUUUUUUUGUCAUCGUUUCUGCUGGUUCCGUCUCGGUGAUCGGGAUCUGUCGUUUGUCUCUUUAAGAUGUUUUAAUGUAUUCAGUAUUAGGUGAAUUACAUGUUAUGAUGAGACUUAGAUCUGUACUUUUUGAAUAUGGACGAUCCACAAGAGGCUUACUUAAUUUAUUUACUUUGUCCGCAAAUAACAAAUUUACAUGCAUAAAUGAAUAAAUAUAUAUAUUUGCCUAUUUAUUUAUAUUUAUAUAUAUAUUCUAUCCUCUCAAUGCUCUUACUGUCGGCAAAAUGUCCAACUUUAGCCUGAUUGUCCAUAAGAAAAACCUCAGUGUUCCGAUCUUUUAAACAAACCUUACGAUCAAAUGAAUAUGUUUCCUUAUGUUAUAUUUACUUGAACUUCCUGUAUUCCUUUAAUAUUUAGACAGGCUAGUUUCAUAAAUGUAAUAAAAAACUGUAACUAUGACAGACAAUCGUUUUUAGUGAGGAUUAACCAAAACCAUUGAUAUAUAUAUUUUUCGUUUUCUUUAGCUUUCAAGUCAUUUAUCUAAUUUCCAGUUCAUCCAGUUAUUUACCAUGAUGAUGGCUCAAAAAGAAGAUAUGUAUAUACAUAUAUACAUACAUACAUAUCUAUAUCUAUUUAUUUAUCUAUCUAUCUAUUUAUCUAUAUAUAUGGUUCUUUGAUACGACGACUGAUUUUUCUGAGUACCUUUCCAAGAUUUUCAGCAGGGGCUAACAAGUGUUUCUGCAUCGCUGUUGUAAAGUUGAAUAAAUGUUCAAAAGUAAAAUCACAGUGUGACACAUUCUAUAAUACUAAAAAUAAUCGUGUAUAUAUAAUAAUUAAAAUAGAGAAUGAAA
Penaeus indicus is the source of this 3463-nucleotide messenger RNA. Its product is annotated as baculoviral IAP repeat-containing protein 7-B-like. The transcript has 7 exons. Gene Ontology annotation, cellular component: nucleus; cytoplasm. Gene Ontology annotation, molecular function: cysteine-type endopeptidase inhibitor activity involved in apoptotic process; ubiquitin protein ligase activity. The coding region runs from base 1306 to 2598 and encodes 430 amino acids. Gene Ontology annotation, biological process: positive regulation of protein ubiquitination; negative regulation of apoptotic process; regulation of cell cycle. NCBI's taxonomy places the organism in Eukaryota, Metazoa, Arthropoda, Malacostraca, Decapoda, Penaeidae. The record is from RefSeq and is a predicted model, not a curated record.